AUGAUCCUCUUGGCCAAUCAAGUCUUGCAAUAUGCCAGCCACCUGAAGCUACUGACCAAUCAGAAGCCAGCAACCAUCAUUACAAGGGCCAAGGCUGCAGACUAUGUGGCAGUGCAGAAGACUGGGAACAGCAGGAGAAUACAGUUUCCAGACCAAUUGAAAGAAAUUGUAGCCAUGAGUCUGUGGGGCUUUUUCACCUGCAUUCUACUUAUGUUGCUGAAGUGCACCAUUUUGACAAGUGCUGAACUAUCUAUAGAACUGAAAAAUGCCCAGCUCCUGUCUUCAAAGGAUUAUGCUGAUAUCAUCAAUAUGGAACAGGAAGAUGGUUUUCCCAAUGAUUGUUAUGAAAUUUUUCAGCAGUCAGAAGGUAAGGCUAAAGACGGCCUUUAUGUCAUUCAGCUAAUGAAGGAUCUUAUAGUUGUGUAUUGUGAUAUGCACAGUGCAGAAGGCGGCUGGACCGUGAUCCAGCACAUCACUGCUAAUACUUCCUUGGAUUUUGACAGAACAUGGGAGGACUACAAGCAAGGAUUUGGAUUGGUUAAUGGCGAUCAUUGGCUGGGCAAUGAAUUCAUGCACAGACUUACAAGCAAGCCAAGAGCAUACAAGUUAGGAAUAAAGUUAAUUGAUAUUAAUGGCGAAAUGAAAUGGGGAGAAUAUGAUCCAUUCCUUAUUGAACAUGAAAAAGCCAAGUACAAAAUUAGGCUUGGUCUUUAUCAAGGAACAGCGGCUGAUGCUUUGACACAAGAUACAGAAGCAUAUAUCCAUGAUAACCAAAAAUUCACCACAAAAGAUAGUGAUAAUGACAACUACUUUCAGAACUGUGCUAAAGUUGAGCUGAAUGGGAUUUCAGGUGGAGGAUGGUGGUACAAUGCCUGUGCUGGAGCCAACCUGAACAGAAGAAAUAUUCUGUACUGGCAGAAUGAUUGCAAUAAAGAAAAUCUGUGCAAAUAUGCGUGGAUGAUGGUAAAACCUAAUAAGAAGCGAGAUAAAUGUAGCGAUAGCUCACAUGAUGAACUGUAA
This is a messenger RNA of Hemiscyllium ocellatum (epaulette shark), 1020 nucleotides long. RefSeq lists its product as uncharacterized. NCBI's taxonomy places the organism in Eukaryota, Metazoa, Chordata, Chondrichthyes, Orectolobiformes, Hemiscylliidae. The transcript is spliced from 3 exons. The record is from RefSeq and is a predicted model, not a curated record. Bases 1 to 1020 code for a protein of 339 amino acids.